Messenger RNA from Pseudozyma flocculosa PF-1, 3336 nucleotides. RefSeq lists its product as uncharacterized. The transcript is spliced from 2 exons. NCBI's taxonomy places the organism in Eukaryota, Fungi, Basidiomycota, Ustilaginomycetes, Ustilaginales, Ustilaginaceae. Gene Ontology annotation, cellular component: mitotic spindle midzone; spindle microtubule; microtubule organizing center. The record is from RefSeq and is a predicted model, not a curated record. Bases 1 to 3336 code for a protein of 1111 amino acids. Gene Ontology annotation, biological process: mitotic spindle assembly. Gene Ontology annotation, molecular function: microtubule binding.
AUGCCCUCGUCGACGCGGCAGCCGCAGGACGCCAAGGUCGCCGUCACCACGCUCUCGGAGCUCAACUCGCACUUUGCGCAGCUCAAGCUCGACCUCGCGCUGCCAGAGACCGAGGACUCGUGGCAGAAGCUCGACCGCGCCCUCGCGCGCCUCCAGGCCAUCACAAAGGGCGGCGCCGCAAAGUUCCCCGAGUACAUCCCGCUCCUCAAGCAGAUCGCCGCGCCCAUCAACAACUCGCUCCUCUCGGAGCGCACGCGCCUCUCGGGCACCGCGGGCGACUUGAUCAACUCGGUCGCGCCCCGCCUCGUCGAGCGCUUCGACGCCCUCGUCCCCAUCUUUGUGCCCACCCUCCUCGCCAUCUGCGCCCGCACCAACAAGGUCGCCGUCAAGCGCGCCGAAAAGAGCCUCGUCCUCAUCUGCAAGCACUGCAAGCUCCCCUCGCUCGUGCCCCUCCUCAAGGAUGCCGCGCGCGACAAGAGCCAGGGCCUCCGCGCCGUCGCCAUGGGCUGCAUCCUCGCCCUCCUCGAGUCGACCGAGAAGGCCAAGCUCGCCAGGAGGAUCUCGGACAUCGAGGCCAGCAUCAAGGGCAGCGCCACCGACUCCAACCCAGAGGUCCGCCAGAUCUCCAAGAGGGUGUUUGAGCUCUACAUUGCCAUGUGGCCCGAGCGGGUCGAGUCCUUCACCAAGCCACUCACGCCGACCAUCCGAAGGUACCUCGCCCUGCCCAAGACGGGCGCCCUGAUCGUCGACGUGCCCGUCCAGGCGGCUUCGGUGGCGUCAACAGCCGCAGCGCCGCCAUCCCGUUCAUCCGCGUCAGCGGCCCCUUCUGCAUCGUCCUCGCGUCAUGCCCAAAAGGCGACCCCAGCAUCGGAACGCCGAUCGGCCGCACCGACGAGGGCCGAGUCGCACCACGCGGUCGACGCGCCCGAGCCCGCCAACUUCCCCUCGUCCUCAUCGUCGAGCUCGAAACGCCCGCUCUUCGCCGACCAGCUCUCGGCCGUGCGCUCGCAACAGAAGGCCAGCCGGGGCCCGCAGGUCCACGACGGCGGUGCUCUUGCGUCGAUGCGAGCCCCGCUGCCGGUCGACGCUGGCCGACACGAACGGCACCGCGAGAUCGACGUACGGCUCGACCCGCUGUCUCUGCCGUCAUCGUCAUCGAGGCGCGCGCUGCGAUAUUACGAGGAGCCCGAGCCCGAGCCGCCUACCAUCAGUGCCGGCCUGAGGGCGUCAAUCUCGAGCCGGAGCGCCACCUCUGCGACGACGACGACGCCGCACGCAGCCAGCCUGUCGUCGUCGACCAGCUCGCACAAGAAUCCGCUGUCGGUCUCGCUCGGCCCGUCAUCGUCGUCGUCCUCGCGGCACCUGGGCAGCUCGACGAGCGGAAACGCCAUCACGUCCUUUGCGGCCGCGUCCGGGCUUCACGGCAGGAGCCAGAUCCUCGCUGCUUACAGCCAGGCAUUCAGCAAGGAUCACCUGCGCACGUCGUCGCAUCCGGACCUCGGCAGCCUGGCCUCGUCGUCGUCGUCGUCCAAGGGCCCAUCACGGGGGAACGCGGGUGCGCUCGAGAGCGGCGACGACGAAGGCGGCAAUCGGCCCCGGCAGGGCAAGCCGUUGCCUUCUCGGAGUCGAUCUGACGACGCAACCCCGUCGGAUCCGAUCGCGUGGCUUCCACACCACCAGGAGAAUGGGCCAGCGCCGCAGAGAGACCACGCGUCCAAGCCCCAGUCUGGCGAUGGUGGCCACGCUGCGCCGAGCGAGGGAGUCGCAGAGAGGCUGGUCCGCCAGCUGCAGAAGAUGCAGGACAGUGCGGGGUCAGACGAGCGGCCCGGCAGGGCAGAAGGAGCGUCGUCGUCGUCGUUGUCGUCGUCGUCUUCGGCCGGCGCGCCCACGGGCAGCAGCGGCGGCGCAGCAGCGGGUCAGUCGCAGACGAAACAGCAGGUCAAGGCUUCUCGGGUUCCCGCGACAAGGCCGGUGGCCCCGGCCAAGGCCUCAGCGGCGAGGGUGUCGAGACCCACUCCGACGCCGUCUGCGAGCCGGACAUCGGCGCUCCGGGCAUCCACCACGUCGUCUACGGCGUCGACGCCAGCACCGGCGAGUGCCACUCCCAAGGCACGGGAAGGGCAAUCAGACGGCGGCGCUGCGUCGGAGGACAAGGCAGCCGACGAGCGUGGUCAAACAGGAUCAGGAUCGGGGUCAGGAUCAGGCGCAAGUGCUGUGGCGGCCAGUCACGGCCCGAAGGAACAGCGCGUUGACGCGGAGGCAGCCGAUGCGCGGUCGACAUCGAGGCCAGCCGGUGGCACGCAAACACCGGCAGCUCCGUCGGCAAAGACAUCGCAUCCCGUUGGCUCGAGCAGCGCUGCGCCCAAGCCGACGGGCAGCACCACGGGCAAGCCGCGCGUCGUCGUCGUACCGACGGGCGGGGGCAAGCAGUUCCAGCCCAAGCCGCUGGCGGGACGGGCAGACGCCAAGGCGCGGGCCAAGGUCACGUCGUCGUUGUCUGCCUCGCUGGCGCCCAAGACGCGGCUGGUGGGCGGAGGCGCGGGUGCGACGGACAAGGCGACGCUGGUCAAGAAGGCGGUGCAGGCGCGGGCGGUGAGCGUCGGCUCGAAGACGGAGCAGCAGAAGCGCGGCGCGGCGGGCGUGCAGAAGCGGACCCCCAUGGCGGCGCCCCCGCCGCCUCCGCCGAAAGCUGCUGCGGCGCCCACCAAGCCAGCCGGCACCGAGGUUGCAGUGGGGCCAAAGGCUGCACCGGGCGAGGCUCCAGAGGCCGUCGAGACGCCCUCGACGCCAUCGAGGGCGGCGGCGAGCGCGGUCAAGGCCCCUGCGGCAUCGACGCCUAGCCACGAAGCUGCGGUCGCUGCUGCCGGCGGUGGUUCGCCGAAGCGGACGCCAUUGGGCGCGCGCGACACCAACGUGGUCCGUAAAGGCUCGCCUGCGGCCAACCGGGGCGCGAUCGAGUCUGUCAAAAGGGGCGGGCAGGCCAUGGCAGCCACGGUGGCGCCGCCGGCGGCGACGGCGGCGGCGAGGGAUGCGACGACCCAGGCAGCAGUGUCGCCCUCGGCCCGGAUCGCAGCGGCGAUGAAGAGGCGUCAGGCCGAAGUGGCUGCGAGCCAAGGUCGUCGAGCGGCGGCGACGGCGGCAGUGUCAGUGUCGGACCGGGAUGGCGACAGCAGCAGCAGCAGCAGCGACGACGACGAGGAGGAAGAGGAGGAAGAAGGGAUGCGAGGCGACGAGGCGGCGGUGCUCAGGCGGAGUCGGCAGGGUGCGCUGCAGCUGGUCAUUGGCGACGGGGCGGAUGUGGGCAGCGAUGCCGAGACGGUCGUCAUGGCCAACUGA